UGGAAUGUAUGUUUGACCUAGCUGGGUUCAGGAAUAUAGCAUAAUAAUUUGUACUCUGAAUUAGCAUUUUCUGUGCAUUAUUAUGGUGUUACUGAAAAUUAAUAUACCAUUGAGUGGAGAAAAUUAUUACAUGUAUAGGUGCCCUUGAAAGAGAACUGUAAUUACAGCCGGCUUCUGUUUAAACAAAGACAACCAUCAAAGUUGAAAUGAAUCUGAGAUGGGCCAGAUUAUAUUAUGUUCAAUGCGUUAUUUGUCUAUGAUAUAAUGCCAUUACUGUGUAGAAAAGAAAGAAAAGGCAAAGAAAACAGACUAUAUUAGACAUGGAGAUAAAGAACAGUAUUCAAGCUCAAAAGUUCAUUAAAACAGUACAAAUCAGGAGAAGAGCAAACACAGACCUCUAAAACAUCAGAGAUGGGAUCAGGUGCCAUGGAGGAAUAAGCAUCCCCUGCUGAAGAAGAUAAAGUCAUACCCAGUUUUUGCCAGUAUGUGUCUGUAAAACUGCUGAUUAUAAGGAAGUUCUGAAUACUUAGCAAUGAAAAGAAAUUAACAAGAUCCUGGAGGGACCCCAAACCCACAAGAUGUCCAGAAAGUUCUACAUUCCGGAGGACAGAAGCCAUUUGAACCAAUAAUGUCCAAAAUACAUCUUUCUGAUGUUCAGCACCAAAAGUCCACAUGAAGCAACUUCCUGGAUGGUGUGUAGGGUGUUUGUCAACAUGUAAACCCCACGGGUAUUUUGAGGAGUAGUCUCCCCUGUUAAAGAUUAAAGGCAGAUCUACAAUGCCGCAUGCAGUCUGGUCAUCAACAGAGAGUUUUGACACCAGUAUACUUGAUUUCUACCAAUCACUUGUAACGUACCUUUGUACCUUUGGGUGGACAGAUUUAGAGGAAACCUAAAGUCCCCAUCUGGUGUCAUUGAUGAUGGACCACUCUACUUCCUUUUAAAACAGGUGCCCCUACAGAUUCACAAAAUUCCAGUGUUGAGUUUCCAUGACUAUUCAUCCACGAGAGUAAAAGGAAUAAAGUUGACAGGACUUAUUUCCACAAUUUCCCUGGUAGCAGCUUAUGAUGGAACCAACAGCAGUAGACAAACCCCACUUUAUCAAAGAUGCAGCAGCACUGUCUCCAUUACUGAUGAAAUGGGAUAUGAUUAGUGGACGGUCAUCACUUCGUAACUCACCAACACAAUUAGCGGCCCAUCUCUUCUCGUCUCCAAUGAUGGUCUCCGGAGGAAUGGUUGCAGUGCAGUCUUCAUGUCCUGGGCAUGUCUGUUGCAUGUUGGCGGCUGACACUGGUGCAAUGGUUUGCACCAAGAAGCAUACCACGCAUACCCUCUGUUGUACUGGUACCCAGGUGACUGACAGCCAUGGCCACAUUCAGCUGUGCAGCUCUUCAUUCCCUGCCAGAUCUUCUCACCUCUUCAUGAAGGUUUUCUCGGUGACUGGUAUAGUGGCACUUCUUACAUCGGAUGGAAAGGAUCCAUGCCAGGCCUCGUUUUUCCUCCCCAUGCUGAUACCAGUCCAGUGGACCAUCACAGUCUGGAAACUUAUGUGUGUGCAUGAUGCAACUUCCUGGAUGGUGUGUAGGCUGUUUGUCAACAUGUCAAACCCACAAUCAUGUGUUUCAGAGCUUUAAGUGAAAGUGGUCUGUCACUGAGUCAACAAUUACUGAGCCAAUAUUUGGUGCCAUUGAUUCACAAGCUGAAAAAUAAGGACAAAGCCAGCCUAAUACCAGACUUGUGUUGGACAACUGGAGCCUUGCCUUGUAUUACUCAAACUGGAGCUAUAAUGGGGAUGGAGUCCAGAGAUAUUUUCCCUAUG
This is a messenger RNA of Saccostrea cuccullata (small rock oyster), 1817 nucleotides long. RefSeq lists its product as uncharacterized. The record is from RefSeq and is a predicted model, not a curated record. NCBI's taxonomy places the organism in Eukaryota, Metazoa, Mollusca, Bivalvia, Ostreida, Ostreidae. The transcript is spliced from 11 exons. Bases 1063 to 1632 code for a protein of 189 amino acids.